CAAAAGUGGCAGACAUUAGCACACAAAUUGACAUUAUCACUGUACUCUUUAGCCCACCACUACUAUGAUUCUAUCCCCAUCGUUUAAAAUUCUACUACCUCGAAUCUUGUAUUUUUUGAAUUAGGAAUACGACACACCGUUCUUAUCUCCCCCUCAGGUAUAGUAUACGACACGUCGUAUAGUUUUUGUGUAAUACGACACUCCGCUUUAAGAUCUUGGUGCAAUUAAACUAUAGUUUGAAAAACAGAGGGAGUCUCUCUCUCUCUCUCUCUCUCUCUCCCACACACACACGCAGAGCUUACUCACUCAGUUACUCUUUCGUUCCCAAAAGCAUAAACCCUCAUUUUUCUCAUAGAUAAAUUCACACCCUAAAACUCGUUAGUUCUCUAUCUAAUGUUUACUCAUCCUCGGAAUGCACUCAAACUGUUUGAAAAAAUUACCCACAGGCACAUUUGUUUGAGAAACUCCAUACAUUGUGUAAACUAUAGUUCUUUGCACAAUACUUAUGAAGACCCAGUUGGUUUUUAUGCUCAAAGAGAGAAUGUAGUAUCUUGGACAUCUAAGAUAUCCGGUUUGGUGAGGAAAAACCAGCCAAAUGAAGCUGUAGAGCUGUUCAAAAAGAUGCUUGAGAAUGAAGAAAGGCCGAAUUAUGUGACGGUAUUAAGCGUAAUACGGGCUGUUGGUGCAUUGGAUUGGGAGGGUAUGAUGUGGGUAGUUCAUGCUUUGGUGAUCAAAAUGGGGUUUGAAUCAGAAGUGUCGGUGCUAACGGCUCUUAUUGGUUGUUAUUCCUUGUAUGAUAUGGGAAUUGUGUCGAAGUUAUUUCAUCAGAUACCUAGUAAGGAUGUAGUUUUAUGGAGUGCAAUGGUUUCAGCAUGUGUGAGAAAUGAGCAGUACUUUGAGGCAUUGGAGUUUUUCAGGGAUAUGCAAUGUCAUGGUGUGCAGCCAAACCAUGUGAGCAUUGUAAGCAUUCUACCUGCUUGUGCUGAUCUUGGUGUCUUGUCUUUAGGCAAAGAGAUACAUGGGUUUUCAAUAAAAAGUGUGUUUUAUUGUCUUAUAAAUGUUCAGAAUUCACUUGUAGAUAUGUAUGCAAAAUGUAGGAAUCUUGAGGCAUCAAUUCGAGUUUUUAAGGAUAUAUGGAAGAGGGACACGAUAUCAUGGAGGACUAUAAUUCGUGGGUGUAUUGAGAAUGAGCAUCCAAAAAAGGCAUUGUCUAUUUUCUUAAAGAUGCAAUUAUCUUGCUUUGAACCGAAUGAACCCAUUGUCAGGGAUAUAGUUAUGGCAUCCUCACAGGCAGAAGAACAUAAAUUUGGGCUGGCAUUUCAUUGUUACAUUCUAAAACGGGGUUUCUUGGCUUUUGUUUCAGUUGGAACUGUACUUAUAAGAAUGUACAGUAAAUUUGGUGAGGAGGAGUCAGCUAGGACUAUAUUUGAUCAGCUCAAUCACAAAGACCUUAUAGCUUGGAGUGCAAUGAUUUCAGCUUAUGCUCAAGGCAGGAAUCCCCAUAAUGCUUUCAAUACACUUAACCAGAUGCAAUCAAUGAACAAGAAGCCCAACGAGAUUACUAUUGUCAGUUUAUUACAAGCAUGUUCCCCAAUUGGUUCUCAAGAGCUUGGGGAAAGCAUCCAUGCUCACGUUAUAAAAGCUGGGUACACAUUGAACGCAUAUUUAACUUCAGCCCUCAUUGACUUAUACUGCAAGUUGGGAAGGAUAAAGCAAGGAAAGGCUCUUUUUGAUGAAAUCCCCACCAAAGAUUUAAUAUGUUGGAGUUCAAUGAUCAAAGGGUACGGGAUGAAUGGGCGUGGACCUGAGGCACUAAAAACAUUCUCGAACAUGUUGGAUUGUGGGGUGAAACCCAAUGACAUUGUCUUUAUUUCUGUAUUAUCUGCUUGUAGUCAAUGUGGGCUAGAAUAUGAAGGUUGGAGCUGGUUUCAUUCUAUGGAACCUAAGUAUGGCAUUACUCCCAAACUUCCACACUAUGCUUGCAUGGUGGAUUUGCUGAGUCGACAUGGAAAGAUAGAAGAAGCACUUGAAUUUGUAAGAAAAAUGCCGGUGAAGCCCGAUAAAAGAAUUUGGGGAGUUCUUCUUGGGUGUUGUAGAUUAACACACAGGUCUAUUGAGAUUGCAGAGUUUGUGGUUGAACAACUUGUUGCAUUGGACCCACAUAAUACUAGCCAUUAUGUGUAUUUAUCAGACUUGUAUGCAGAGCAGGGUAGAUGGGAAGAUGUGGAGAGGCUGGCUAAAUUAGUGGAUAUGACUUAUGAGAAGGGUCAAGGACAACUUAAGGAGUACCAUGAUUGCUUCAAAUUCAGUAGAUGAACAAAUGUUUAGAUCGAUUAUUUCCUACAAGCAGGAUAUUUAAGGAUGGAGUUAUUUUUACAGCCUUUUUGGCUAUGUCCACAACGUGACAACGUUGCCGUUUACUUAUCAUAUUCAAUGCUAACUGCAAAUGCAAACAAAUGUAUUGAGCUUAGUUAGAUCUUGUACAAUGUUGGCAAUAAACAUUUAAAAUUCAAUCAACCACAUUCAAUAAACGUUGAACUGAAGGGUGACAUUGCAAGAUAGCAGCCAAUUUAUCCACAAUUAUUGCAAUUUUUUUAAUAACAUCAAAGAAAAAUUGGUGAAAAUCAUUUAUUUGAAAUAAUUCUCUGUUAAAUGAUCCUUUUCAUUUCUAUGUCCUUUUUCUA
This is a messenger RNA of Quercus robur (English oak), 2684 nucleotides long. Its product is annotated as pentatricopeptide repeat-containing protein At3g57430, chloroplastic-like. Gene Ontology annotation, molecular function: protein binding; RNA binding. Bases 394 to 2316 code for a protein of 640 amino acids. The transcript has a single exon. The record is from RefSeq and is a predicted model, not a curated record. NCBI's taxonomy places the organism in Eukaryota, Viridiplantae, Streptophyta, Magnoliopsida, Fagales, Fagaceae. Gene Ontology annotation, biological process: RNA modification.